CCUAGGAUCCGCCGCGCCGCCGCCGCUCCGCAGCAGCGGCAGCGGCAGCGGCGCGACGCGGCAGGAAGUGUGUAGUCGAGUCGGCGGUAGCGAGGCGGCGGAGAGGGGAAACAGCCAAGAGCCAAAAGUCGGCGUCUGAAGAGGAGGGGGAGAACAUAAAACAUGCCGAAUCCGUGAAACCUCAACGAUUCUGCUUCUCCACGCGUCGCAUCGUUCACCGUGCGGGCGCAGAGGCCGACCGAGGGUGGAUCCUCAUUGGGUGGCCCCGCCGCCCCCCCGAGGUGGGCCCUGAUUGGCUGGACCUGCACUUAGGAGAACAAGGCCGCCAUCGCCCCCCCCCCAGCUGCAGAGCUAAGCCCUCCUCUUUUCCUCCUCCCCUCCCUAGCGUCACUGUUCAUUUCUAUGUUGUGAACCGUGACUCCCUCCUAUCGUUUGCUUUAGAGUACUAUGGCAAUGCAUGAUAUGAGUCGUGCCAAGGGUUUCCCCUGUAAAGAGUGUGAUAUGGUGUGUCCGAGUACUCCAAGUCUUCUAGAGCAUAUGAAAGCACAUUAUCAGCAGGAAGAGAACGGGCGUUUCGAGUGUGAGCAGUGUGGACGCAUUUACAAGCACGCCGCGAGCCUCGCCAAUCACAAGAAGUCCCACGAGGUCGGUUCGUUCCAGUGUCCGGUCUGCACACGUACGCUGCCCAACGCGGUCGCUCUGAAGAACCACCUGCGGAUCCAUACGCUGUCCCCGAGUAGUGCACACACAGAGGAAGAGGGCGAAGAAGUACCCGAAGAAGGGGGCCACGACGAGAGGGACUACGGUCUCGCCCAAGACCUGUCAGACGGGUUUGGGCGCUCUCAUUUGAACAACAGUUUGGGACACAGUGUCCUGCAGAGCCACCAGUCAGGCGACCACGGGAAGAAAGGCUCCCCUGAAACCGAGGAAGCUUGGGACCGACCGUUCAAGUGCGAUCAGUGCGACCGGACGUACCGGCACCACGGCAGCCUGGUGAACCACAAGAAGUGCCACCAGCAAGGGACUUUUAAGUGCUCUGUGUGUUUCAAACAAUUCAGCAACCUGGCUGCACUAAACAGCCACGAGAGAACUCACUCGAAGUUCAAGACGCCUGGCGCGUCCAUGGUGAGCGGCGGCGGCGGCGCCGGCACGCAGUCGUCCCAGAGCGACGACACCGCUUCCUGUUUCUGCCACCUGUGCCAGAUCUCGCUGCCAAGUAAGACAGACUUUCAGGAGCACAUCUUGCUUCACAACGCCGCCUCGCCUUCCCUCGGCCUGCCGCGCAGUUUCCCAGGCAUCAUGCCCCACAAUCUGAGCGCCGUUCGAUCCCCGGCGUACACCCCCACCCUGGGGGACCCUCUGCCCUUGCCGCCCUUGCCCAGUGACAAAAGAGGCCCCUAUGAUCCCAUAAUGGGUCCUCCUGUAAACAACCCCAUCUACACGUGUGCGUACUGUGGCGCGGGGCACCCAGAUCUGGAGACUUUGAAAGUCCACUAUUUGACUCACGACCCCCACCCGGGCGCCCACGGCCAGGACAGCUCCAUCCUCAACUCCGACGCGCUGAGCUCCGGUUCCCAGGGCUCCGUGUCGUCUCCCUCUGGGGGCCGUGUGCCCCACGCAAAUUCUCCAGACGACGGAGAGCGGCGCUUCAAGUGCGGAGAGUGUGGCAAAAGCUACCGGCACGCAGGAAGCUUGGUGAACCACAAACGCUGCCAUCAGACGGGCCACUACCAGUGUACCAUCUGCUGCAAGCAGUACCCGCACCUGGCGGCGCUGCACAGCCACCUGCGAAGCCACAAGGGGCGCUCUGCCAACCAGUCGAUCAACGACAGCAACGACUGGCUGUCUCCGGAGCCCCUGACUCUGGACUCGCAGCAGAGCUACGUCCAGGAAGGCAGCGGCGCCACCACGCCGAUCUCCCUGCCGGGAAAUCUGGGUGACGGGAACCACUUUGUUCCAGACGGCGGUCACAGCAGCGGCCUGGACUCUCUGGAGUUCCACGAUCGCUUCGACGGCAGCUCGCUCUCCCAGAGCAAUGCCUCCCACCGCCAGGCCGACAGACACGUGUGCGCCGACUGCGGUCAGAUGUACGGAGAUGUUUCCGGCAUCAAGUCACACCUGUGCCCCCGCCGCGGCCAGCAGCCCCAGCAGCAGAGCACCAUGUCCAACGGGUUCCUGGCGAGCAUGAACUACCACAGCUCUGGUGGAACCUCGCUGCCCGCCGAAGGCUCCAGCAGCCUGAAGGAAGGUGGAAGCAGCAGCGGCGGCGGCGGGCAGCGCCAAUACUCCCAGAGCGGGGGCAAGAGAAUGGGCAGCAACGACAAAGAUGACGAUGACGACGGAGAAGUGUAUCAGUGUUCGGUGUGCGGCAACCACUACGCCAGCCUCCGAGCCCUCAGGAGCCACUUGCGUAGCCAUGCCAACAACCCAACCGGGCCGGGACCGUCCAACCUGGAGCAGGAGUGGAGGAUGAUCUGCUCCACCUGCGGCCAGAGCUUUGCCAGGAAGCAGGAUCUCCUGAACCACCAGCUGGUCCACGGCCCCCAGAGGCCGGACGGCCAGCAACAAGGCCUCGUGGGCAGCUCGGCUAACGGCAACGACAAAAUGGACGGACGCAACCACAUUUGCGUGGACUGCGGGAUGUUCUUUGCCGACCGCCACCACCUCAUCACUCACCUGUGCCCCGGGAAGAACCGGGGCAGCUCGCUGAGCAAGCAGGGCCUGAACGGAGCCAAAGGGAUGUCCGGGGGGGAGGGCGUCGGCGGCGGGGUCGCCGGAGGAAGCCGUGAUGUCGGCGGCGACGGACGCAGGCCUCUGGUCGACCAAAGCGAGAAGCCACACAAAUGCGACCAAUGCGGACGCGGGUACAGACACCCGUGCUCGCUCCUAAACCACAAGAAGUCCCAUAAGACGGGGGUUUUCCGCUGCUUAGUGUGCCAGAAACGCUACUACAAUCUGCUGGCUCUCAAGAAUCACCAAAGGACCCACUUUGAUCUAAAGAGGCACAAGUGUGAAGAAUGUGGCAAGGCAUUCAAGAUCCAAAAGCAGCUGAUCAACCACCUCCGUCUCCACGAGGAGCACCGAGCCAAAGGUCUGGUCCGAACCGGACCCAACGGGUCCCGCUUCCAGCAGGCGGGCCCGUCCCACAUGCAGGCUAUGAGAGGAGAGUCCUCAAAGGGACAGGGGUUGGGCGUCAAAUACAGCCACCAAGGCUUCAAGAAGCCCUACUCGUCAGCCGGGACCUCCCGGCCCCAGAAGUUUGACCCCUCUGAAACUGGGCGGCGGCCUUUUGCCUGCGACGAAUGCGGCAAGACGUACCGCCACGCAGGCAGCCUGGCCAAUCACAAGAACCUCCACAAAAUCGGGGAGUACCACUGCAACGUGUGCAACUCGACGUACCCCAACCGGCUGGCGAUGAAAAACCACCUCCGCCUCCACUUCGCCCAGAAGAAGCACAACUGCCAGGAGUGCGGCAAGGGCUUCCGCACCCAGAGGCAGCUGGCCACCCACACCACGGCGGGCCUGUGCAAGGGGCCCCAGGGCCCCGGAGCCCAGAUGGAUUUUGAAUGCGACGGCUGCUGCGAAGGCUUUGCCACGGCCGACGAACUCGCGGCCCACGACUGCCCCGCCCAGCACCUGCCGUCUUCCUCCUCCACCAACAGCUCCGCCAACAUCAGCAUGGAGAGGAGCUCGGUGGACCUGGACUCCGAUGAGAGGCCCUACGCCUGCGACCUGUGCAGCUGCGCCUACAAACACGCCAGCUCCCUGCUGAACCACAAGCACACCCACAAGACCGGCAACUUCCGGUGCAACUUCUGCGAGAAGCCGUACACCAACUACAUGGCGCUGCGCAACCACAUGCGCAUUCACACGCAGAGGAAGAAGCACAUCUGCCACACGUGUGGGAAAGCCUUCCGGUUGGCAAGGUUCCUCCGAAACCACCAGAAGGUCCACGAGGAGGGCGCGACCCCGUUCGGCUGCCCCACCUGUGGGAAGAGUUUCCAGGGGAGAUCCGGCCUAGCCAGGCACCGCUGCGGGGACAACCAGGUAGGCAUGGAAGUGAGGAGGAAGGCCGCUGCACCCCCGGGAGAGGGCGAGGAGUGUCGGUACAC
Molecule: messenger RNA, 4112 nt
Organism: Etheostoma spectabile (orangethroat darter)
Lineage: Eukaryota; Metazoa; Chordata; Actinopteri; Perciformes; Percidae
Product: zinc finger protein 646
Biological process (GO): regulation of transcription by RNA polymerase II
Cellular component (GO): nucleus
Molecular function (GO): DNA-binding transcription activator activity, RNA polymerase II-specific; RNA polymerase II cis-regulatory region sequence-specific DNA binding
Source: RefSeq, a predicted model, not a curated record